This is a messenger RNA of Paramisgurnus dabryanus, 2671 nucleotides long. Its product is annotated as protocadherin alpha-8-like. Gene Ontology annotation, biological process: homophilic cell-cell adhesion. Lineage: Eukaryota; Metazoa; Chordata; Actinopteri; Cypriniformes; Cobitidae. Gene Ontology annotation, molecular function: calcium ion binding. The record is from RefSeq and is a predicted model, not a curated record. Gene Ontology annotation, cellular component: plasma membrane.
UCGUGGUAGGCAUUACAUCUCAUUCGCCAAAAGCUACCUGCUUCUGAUGGUAUAAGGAAUAAUUUUAUAAUGUUUUUCACUGAUAUGGCUAGAAGCUAAUGCGGAUGGAAAAUAUAUCGUAAACAACAAACGCUUGUUAAUUUAUUUAUUUUUCAAAAUGGAACAAAGAGCGCGUUCGUCGUGGCGUCUUGGCCUUGUGUAUAUGACAAUGGGAAUAUUCUUUUGGAGAGGGGUCUGCGCGCAAAUACGAUAUUCUCUUUCUGAGGAGCAAAACGACGGAACUGUUGUUGGCAACCUUGGUAAGGAUUUAGGUCUAGACCUUAGAUCGUUAAAGGAAAGAGGAUUUAGGAUCGUUACAACCUCCGGCGAUUCCCUGUUUACGGUGAAUCAGAAUGAUGGGGUGUUAUAUGUAAAUGGCAAAAUAGACAGAGAGGUGGUGUGCGAGAGAACGAGUGCUUGUAUUAUUAAUUUAAAAAUUGCCCUGGAAAACCCUUUGGAGAUUAAUUACGUGACCGUUGAAAUUGUGGACGUGAACGAUCAUGCCCCAACAUUCUCAGAGAAGGAAACGCGAUUGGAAAUAUCUGAAUCUGCAUUACCUGGAGCGCGCUAUCAGUUACAGGCAGCGCGCGACCCCGAUGGCGGCACGAACUCUGUUCAGCAAUACAAACUCAGUCUUAAUGAUCAUUUCCGGAUUGAGAUCAAAGAUCGCGGAGAGGAUCGAAAAAUGCCGUUUUUAGUGCUUCAAAAGCCACUGGACAGAGAGAGUAUCAACAGACACAAACUGCUGCUCACCGCGCUCGACGGAGGACGACCACCGAAAACCGGGACUAUGCAGAUAAUAGUGGACGUUUUAGAUGUUAAUGACAACAUGCCAAUAUUCACACAAGACGUUUACUCUGUAACGCUAAUGGAAAAUGUGCCCGUGGGGACAACUGUUAUUCAGGUUAACGCGACUGACAUGGAUGACGGUACAAACGGUGAAAUCUUUUAUACCUUUGGAAAUGAAAUAGACAGUAGGCUUUUAAAACUUUUUGAUUUAAAUUCCAAUACUGGAGAAAUGACUGUGAUAGGUCCUAUAAAUUAUGAGGAGAUGAAUAGUUAUGAAAUAGACAUACAGGCAUCUGACAAAGGAAUUGUUCCUCUCACAUCAGAUAAGAGUAUAACCAUAAAGAUCCUUGAUGUGAAUGACAAUGCACCUGAGAUUGAAGUGACAUCAUUUUCCAGUGCAGUGCCUGAAGACUCUAAAGUAGGAACCACAGUGGCUUUGAUCAGUGUUAGUGAUUUGGACUCUGGUGUAAAUGGUAAAGUGUUGUGUUUCAUAACUGAAGACUUCCCUUUCAGGCUAACACCAUCAUCCCAAGAUAACAUUUACUCACUGGUUACAGCCUCCACUCUUGACAGAGAAUCUGUACCACGUUAUGACAUCACAUUAAUAGCCAAAGAUGCUGGGCAGCCGCCGCUGUCUUCUGUUAAAACUAUAACUGUGCAGGUGUCAGAUGUGAAUGACAACAGUCCAGUGUUCAGCUCUUCCCCUUAUGCCUUUUAUGUGAUGGAAAAUAAUGUCCCAGGCAAAUCUUUAUUUUCUGUGUCUGCUGCUGACCGUGAUUUAGAUGGAAAUGCCAUCAUUAACUAUAACAUUUGGAGAGACUCUGGAAAUGAAAACAAGUAUACAUCUUUUACUAAUAUUAACUCAGAAAAUGGAGAGAUUUAUGCGCUGAAGAGUUUUGACUUUGAAACUAUAAAGACAUUUCAGUUCUACGUGCUCGCUACAGAUUCUGGAUCUCCAUCUCUGAGCAGUAAUGUGACAGUGAACGUGUUUAUUCUGGAUCAGAACGACAAUGUUCCAGUGAUCUUAUAUCCAGUGAGUGCUAACGGUUCUGCUGAGGGUGUGGAGGAGAUUCCCCGCAAUGUGAACGCAGGUCAUUUGGUCACUAAAGUCAGAGCCUAUGAUGCAGAUAUCGGAUACAACGGCUGGUUGUUAUUUUCACUGCAGGAAGUUAGUGAUCACAGUCUGUUUGGUUUGGACCGCUAUACAGGACAGAUUAGAACCCUUCGCUCUUUCACAGAAACAGACGAGGCCCAGCAUAAACUGGUCAUACUGGUGAAAGACAAUGGGAACGUUUCUCUCUCAGCAACAGCGACUGUGAUUGUGAAAGUUGUGGAGCCCAAAGAGGCUUUUGCAGCUUCUGAUGUUACAAACGCAGUGAAAGACGAAGAAGAAAACAACGUGACGUUUUAUUUGAUCAUCACAUUGGGCUCUGUGUCAGUGCUUUUUAUCAUCAGUAUCAUUGUGUUGAUUGUAAUGCAGUGCUCUAAAUCUUCAGACUAUUCGUCUAAGUAUUUACAAGAUGUGAAUUACGACGGGACUCUGUGUCACAGCAUUCAGUACAGAUCUGGAGACAAACGGUACAUGCUAGUUGGGCCUAGAAUGAGUGUUGGUUCUACUCUAGCACCUGGCAGUAAUAGGAAUACUCUAGUGAUACCAGAUCGCAGGAGGAGAGAUUCUGGAGAGGUUAGAGGUGGAAUCUGUGAUUUGGAAAAUGUUAGCUUUAGCCUGAUAGCAGCACUGAAGGCAUACAAUCCUCCUUCCUGCAAAUUGCUGUCCAAUGCCAAAUCUACUACAAAAUGUGCAGUAGACCAGAAGCAAGACAAUGCGGAGAAGGCAAUUUAG